GUCUGAUCCUCGCCUACGUCUCCAGUGAUCAGUUCACUGUAGAUGCUCUUCUGCGCUCUGGAUUCAUGUUCAAAUGCGGUGCUCCCCAGCGCCGCGAGCUGAUCGUUGGCAGCAUCAAGAUGAUCAGUGCAAUCGAGCAUCCCGGUGAUCUCUUGGAUUCCGCCGAUGAUACUGGCAACGAAGACGAUCAAGAAGAAACGUUCAAACCGGACUGGACAGGGGACUACGAUCGCCUCGAGCGAGAUGACUACCCCCAUUGUGCCACUCGAGCUGCUCUGAUCAGCGCCCGGAUCAACUACUACAAACGUUACUACUCGCGAUACAGCCGUUAUCGAACCAAGAAGGGUCGCUCGUCCUGUGUACCCCUCGAGCAGUGGUUCCCUACCAAGUGGAUCUACCCCAAGCACGAUGUAUUCAGCGCCGUGACUACUCGGGUCUUUCGUAUCUACCGACACCUCUUUGCCGAGUAUUCGCAUGCUCGCGAUGUUGACAAGCUCCAUGCUCUCCAGCGCAGCGUUGCAUACUUCGAGGGUCGUCGAUACAAGUAUGGGGAAGGUGGUUAUGGCCGAGACUCACGGCUCGCCAUCGCUUCAUUCAAGAAGGGUGCGCAUUUCGGAAGCGCCUUCUGCAAGUACGAGCUGAUCAAGUAUCAAGCCGAGUACGAUCAGAGUGCCAUUCCCAAAGAGCUCGACCUCUUCUUCCGCCAACUACUGGCCGACCCAGAUAUGACUAUUCAACAUGAAAUCGUGCCUGACGGGAUACUCCAGGAAUAUGCGCUUAUCCCCGCAGUCGCUUGCCAGCUUGCCAAAUACCACUUCACAAACCGAACAUCGAUCGUCAACCUGGCUCGCUAUACACUGAGUCUCUUCUACGAUUUGAACCCGGUGCCUGGACCCGAGCACGACUGGUACAUCUGUCGCACCGAGGGGCAUUCCCCAAAUGUGUGGUACUACGACUGUAGGAGAUGGUAUCUCCGACGCUGUGCUGCGCGUACUGCGCGUACUGCGCGGCGCAGUGGGUCGUGACCUGUGCUGCGC
This is a messenger RNA of Polychytrium aggregatum, 1037 nucleotides long. RefSeq lists its product as uncharacterized. NCBI's taxonomy places the organism in Eukaryota, Fungi, Chytridiomycota, Chytridiomycetes, Polychytriales. The transcript has a single exon. Bases 66 to 1025 code for a protein of 319 amino acids. The record is from RefSeq and is a predicted model, not a curated record.